GUAUAAAACCACCUCAAGAGCGCACAACAAGAACAGCGUGUGUUAAAGAAAGCCGUAGUUUGACAUGGUUUGACUUGUUUCCUCCAGCAGGACUCGUUAGAGACGCACGCACGUCUUCAUUUUAAGAGGGGGGGCUCACGACCCGCAGCAUAAUGGAUGAAUACUGUUUUUGAACAGGACAGAACUCCACCGUGAAGUGUUAACUGGAGCACAUCUAUUUGUUUUUUAAAACUACCUGUACUUUUUUUUUUCUCCUUUCCAAAAGGUAGUUCCGUCGAAUUACGCGUUGGAUAGCGCAGAAUGUGGAUAAAACGAGACGUGCGUAAAGCGGCUGAAGUGGAAGUGAGGGAAAAGUGAAGUGUGAGGCUGAGAAUGUGGCGGGGACAUCACGGGGCAACUGGGCUGCAAGUUUAGUGAGCUUGGAGAUUUGACGAGGGCGCAACAAGAGCGGAAAGUGUUAAUGCUGCGCGCUGGAUCUGCCCUGCAGUAUUCACUAUACUGUAUUAAUUGGCAGAUCAGCGCAUUGACUCAUAUGUCAUAUUUCAAAUCCAACUAUAUGAACAAUCAGUAAAAAAGGCAGCAAUCUUAAUUUAGGACAACUUCACAGUUUACAGAGAAAAUCCUCUGGAUCCAAAUUCAUCUAUAGCACUUUUUUUUUCCAAAUUAUUCGGCUGCCCCACCUCCGAUCCUUUUCACUUCAUUUUUGCAAUUCUGAUUCCCGAAGUGGCUCCGAAGUGGUGUUGCGGCUCCUCGUCCCCGGCGGAUCCGGAGAUUGGAGUCUCUGCACCGGGAGGAGGUGGAGUCGGAGCUCCGGCCACACCGCAGGCUCCCAAGAGCGGCCGUGUCAAAAGGAUGGUGCGACUGGCGGCCGAACUGUUGCUGCUCCUGGGACUUCUUCUCCUUACCUUGCACAUCACGGUACUGCGGAGCAGUCCGCUGCCCCAGGGAAAUGUAACUCUGAGCCUGGAUCAAGAGACAGCACUUACAGAGCAGAACAAUAUAAAUGCAAAAAGCAGCUCCUCUGCCCAACUGGCUCCUGAAGACCGGCGGUCUGGUCCAGAACAUCGGUUAACCCACCGGCCUGCCACCCUCCCUUGGGCACAAGGCAGUAACGUACACAGAGACGGCCCUGGAGCUUUCCUCCUAGAUCUGCAUAAUUUCCCCGACCUCUCCAAAGCCGAUAUCAAUGGACAGAAUCCCAACAUACAGGUGACCAUUGAAGUGGUGGAUGGACUAGAGGGCCAUGAGCCAGAAAAAGGCCUCCGUAAGGAAAGCAAACCCAGCUGGGCUUCUCCGAACUGGAGAAACUGGUGGCCUCAUACGUCUUCAUCCUCCUCCUCCUCUUCCACCACUCAUCAAACAGAGGAGCACGAUCGCUCAUACGGGAGCAACGGCGAGGACAGCAACUUCCUCAGGCCGGCAGUGGAAUGGGACAGGAGAGGAGGCACCGGGGGAGGAAGCAAAGCUCAAACUGAAUAUGACUAUAUGGAUGGAGAGGGGGACUGGAGUAACUGGACGGCGUGCAGUGUCACCUGUGGAAAUGGCAACCAGAAGAGAACCAGGUCCUGUGGUUAUGCAUGCACAGCCACCGAGUCCAGAACUUGUGAUAUGCCCAACUGCCCAGGUAUUGAAGACGCCUUCAAGACAGCAGCUACUGAAGUGAGCCUGUUAGCUGGAACUGAUGAGUUCAAUGCCACAGAACUCUUUGGUGUUGACACCGACAGCUGCGAGCGAUGGAUGAACUGCAAGAGCGACUUCUUAAAGAAGUACAUGACCAAGGUAGCAAACGACCUUCCCAGCUGCCCUUGCUCUUACCCAACCGAGGUGGCGUACAGCACAGCGGACGUACACGAUGCUCUCACGCGUCGAGAUUUUCGUUGGAAAGACGCCAGCGGGCCAAAGGAGAAGCUGGAGAUCUACAAGCCCACAGCCCGUUACUGCAUCCGCUCCAUGCUCACGCUUCAGUCCACCACGCUGGCAGCACAGCACUGCUGCUACGACGAUAACAUGAAACUCAUCACUCGCGGCAAAGGGGCUGGCACGCCCAACCUCAUCAGCACAGAGUUCUCAGCCGACCUGCACUAUAAGGUGGACAUCCUGCCAUGGAUCAUCUGCAAAGGAGAUUGGAGCCGCUACAACCAGGCCAGGCCGCCGAACAAUGGGCAGAAGUGUCCCGACAAUCCUCAGGAUGAGGACUACUACAAACAGUUUGAAGAAGCAAGGGAAUUCUAACCAGCUGUAGAGUGAAAGGAAA
Molecule: messenger RNA, 2254 nt
Organism: Larimichthys crocea (large yellow croaker)
Lineage: Eukaryota; Metazoa; Chordata; Actinopteri; Sciaenidae
Gene: ism1
Product: isthmin 1
Exons: 6
Coding region: 853-2232 (459 amino acids)
Biological process (GO): negative regulation of angiogenesis
Source: RefSeq, a predicted model, not a curated record